AUGUAGUCUAAUUGCAUUCCUAAUACUUUAUGUCAUAGUAAGAUUGUAAACAAUAACCAAAUCAUAGAAAAUACUUAAUUAUCUUUGAAGCUAAACGAAGAGUAAAACAAAAUAUUAAGACAAUAGUAACAAUAGUUUAAGCAAGCAGAUAAGUUUAUCGAGAUAUUAUAGAAAGAAUAUUAGGAUUGGGAGACCCUUUAAAGUUCAAUUUAAGUGUAUUUAUGUUAAUAAGAGUAUAUUGAUAUUGUCAAAGAUCUUAAAAAAAGAAAAAUAAUUAAUGAUGAAGAAGCAUCUUAAAUAAUAAUAUAUAUUUAAAAAAAUCAAUCUCUUUCUAAAUAAUUUGAUAAGGUUUUUCGGUUAGGAUUUUAUUCAUUUGAAGAAUUUUUACAACUAAUAGAAGUUUAAUAAUUAGAAUAGGAUAGAGUAUUAGAAUUGAAUUUAAAAGAGUUCGACAAUUUGGUUGCGAAUAGACAUUUUAAUUCAUCUAACUUAAUUAGACAAACUUUUCAUAUUCUAUCAACUUAUAGUUAAAUAAAUGAAGCUAACAAAUUUUCUUUAUCCUCAUAAAUUGAGCUGAGUGAUACGAUUCUUCUAUGUAAAAAAUUUAUGAAAUAGUUUAACUAUUAUCCCAAACCUAUUUAACUAUUAUCAGUUUUAGAACUAUAUGAACAUGGGUCAAAAGGAAGAAUAGUAGAAAUUUAUUCUGGAGAAGGGAAAACAUCAAUAAUAGCACUUCUGGCAAUAUUAUUAAUUAAGAAAAAACAAAUGAAUAUUGAUAUUAUAACCAGUUCACCAUCUUUGGCUAUUCAAAACACCAAAUAGUUUAAACAAUUUUAUUAAUAAUUUUCAAUUUCUGUUUCACAUAAUAUAAAUGAUUAAAAUAAGCUUAAUGAAGAAAUUAAUUCAUACUAUUAAAGUCAAGUCAUCUAUGGAGAUAUUUUGAGUUUUUAAGAGGGUAUUUUAAGAAAUAAACAAUAAAAAUAUGGCUCAAGUAAACAUAGAAUAUACGGAUAUGUUAUUUUGAAUGACGAGAUUGAUUCUUUGAUGAUUGCAGGUAAUUAAAUGCAUUCAGAUAUUAAUAAAACUGAAAUUAAAUAAAAUAUUGCAUUAUCGAAUUUAUAUAAAGAACGGUUGUUGGGAAUAACAGGAAGUUUAGGUUCAAAAGCUCAAUAAAAUUUUUUAUCAAAGCACUACAAUAUAGACUUUGUAUUCAUUCCUUUUCAUUCUUAAAGUCAAAUAGUCGAAGUUAAAGGAUUGGCUUUACUUGAUGAAAAAGAAUGGCUAGAAAGGAUUUCUUAAGCUGUUCAAGAAUAAAUAUUAAAUAAUAGAGCUGUAUUGAUAAUUGCUAAAACUAAAGGUGUGGUCAGUAAAAUAGAAAGUAUAUUUUCCAGGAAUUAAAAGGUCAUCAAAUAUUUAAAAGAUGAUUAAAUUUCUCAAAAUGAAAUUUAGCCACAAACGAUUAUAAUUGUCCCAUAUGAAAUGAUUAGAUAGGUAGUAAUAAAAAUAAGUACAAAUUUAGAAAAAAAUGGAGGGAUACAUGUGAUCAUGUCAUUUUUACCUCAAAAUAGUAGAUUAGAAGAUUUAGGGUUCUCUAGAAUACUAAGGCAAGGAAUAAAUGGAUCAAAAUAAUUAAUUGUAUAGUUUAAAGACAGUUUGUGUUUCAAUUCUUAGAGAAAUUAUUUUUUAUCGCAGGAAUGUUAAAGGUUUUAAGAAAAUAUUAGGAACUAAAAUUUAGAGUCUCUUAAAUUAUUGAGAAAUAAAUAGGAAGAAUAUUACUUAGAAGAAGCUGAAGAAGAAAUUAAAAUUUAAGGAAAGGAUUAUUAAAAUUUUUUCAAUAGUAAAAUAACUCAAGAAAAUCUAAUGCAGAAUUAAUAAAUACUUAACGUCUAAGAUGAAAAAUAGAAUCAAUUGUUCAAACAAAAUAUACCAAAUAGCUAAGAUAAUAAUAUUGUAAGAAAAGUCUAAUUAUUUUAUGAUAAAUCCAAUUCAUAUAUAUAAAAUACUUAAGACUCUAUUGCAAAUAUGGGUUAUUUUAACAACCUAGAAAAUGCUGAAGCUGAAUUAAUAAAUUUGCAUUUAUCACGUAUCAGCUUGUUACCAACAAAUUCAGUAAAUCAAUCUACAUUUUUUCAGACUUAGCAUAAUUAGCAAACUCCGAUAAAUCUUAAUAAGCAAGAUGUUUAUAUGAUCGAAAAAGAUGAAUAGUUUGUAUGUUUGAACCAUUCCGAAUAUGCUUCUUAAGUUUUGCUAGAUGAGUAAUUGAAAGGUUAAGAAAAAUUAGUAUGCAAUAAAUGUCUAAAUCAAAGGAAAGAUAGUAUUUUAUGUUAACCGCUUCAAUCGAUAAUCGAAAAAAUAGAGAGGAGAAAAUUAAAACCAAAUGAUUAACUUGCUUAGUUUUUCCAUGGUUAACAGAAUUAUCUUGAUACAAAAUCAUAGAUAAUACUAUAACAAAAGUAAAAUUUGUUUAUUCAUUUUGAUCAAAUCGAAAGGGCGAUUUAAAAGUCUAAAGAAUAAAUUUAUGACUUAUAUAAACAACAAUAUUUAUGUAGUGUAUUCAAGGAAUUAAAUUUGUUAAAUGUUAGUGAAGAUUUUUUAUUGAGAGUGAAAAAAGAUAGAUAAAAGAGAUAAUUGCUAAUAUUCAUUAAUAGUUAGAUACUAAGAUAAUAAAACAUCAUUGAAAAUUAUAUGAUAUAAUUUCAAAUUUCAACACCAGUUUUAAUUUAACUCCGAUAUUUUAAGGGAUAACACAUAAAUAAUUGCAUAAAUUUAGUUAACAAUAAUUAUGUCAAGUUCUAACAUUUAAUUUUGAUGAUUCUAAAGUGAUUGCUGGUACAGGUAAAUAAAUUAAAGUAUGGGAUUUCCAAUAGGAUAAGAUCAUUGAUAAUUAAAUCAUUCUUUAAGGACAUUCUGAGGACAUUCGAUGUAUAGUUGUCAGCAAAAACCGUAAUUGGCUAGUAUCUGGAGGUGAUGAUUCCCUUUUAAUGUGUUGGAAUUAGCUAAGAAGUAAUUGGGAGAAAAGUUGGGCAAAAUAAGUAAACUCAGGCUCGAUCACAUAAAUAAUUCUAAAUGAUAAAGAAGACUAAUUAAUUUUCUGUAGCUCUUAAGGAAAAAUAGGGAUCUUGAGAAUAAAUUAAGAUAAUAAUUAUGUUUAAGAAAUAUAAAAUCUGUAGAAACAUAAAAAAAAAGUAAAUUGUGUAAGCUUAAGUAAAUCAUAUGACCUUAUGGUAUCAUGUAGCGAGGAUGAUUAAAUUAUAAUUUGGGGAAAAACAUUUACAGAAUUAUGGGAAUUCAAAUAGUUAAUCAUCACAUAAGGAAAAAGGAUCUAAAGAGUGUUUUUUUAAUCUAAUAAUACAAUAAUUACUUAAGCUACUUAAGGAUAAAUAGAAGGAUAUAUCAAAAACAACGAUUAAUUUAUUUACAGCAAUAACUUAAGGUUUGAACUUAAUAGCCUCUAAAAUUUAAAUAGUAAUGAUUAUGAAUUAGUUUAUAAUGAAAUGAGGUAGUUCUUUUUAAUUAAACAAUAUGAAAAGUUAUUUUUUAUCUAGAGAUUAAAUUUGUCAUAAAAUUAGAACAUUAUAAAAAAUUGCAUGGAUUGUGGUGAAAAUAUAAAAGUUUUUAAUAUUUCAAGGAAUGGAAAUUAUUUAAUUGCUUAGAUUGGGUAAUCAAAGCCGAAAUUUAGAGUUUAUGAAAUUAAAUAUGAUUAAUGA
This is a messenger RNA of Paramecium primaurelia, 3707 nucleotides long. The record is from the annotation of a GenBank genome assembly. Lineage: Eukaryota; Ciliophora; Oligohymenophorea; Peniculida; Parameciidae.